CGCUGACAGUAAAAUGACGUUUUUGUUGGUCGACAGAGCCCAACGCGAAUGAAGAAACGUGGAAACACUGGUGUACUACAACAAGAAAGCAACGUGCUUACCCAGGUAAUUAGCCUAUUUGGAUAUACCAGUUUUAAGGAAGUAGAACUAAAGAGAACGAAAAACAUCCGAUCGUUUUGGAUUCAGCUUAUAUCGCUGUGAGAAUGAAGAAGGAAGUGAUUGCUGGUGUGAACUUUCUGAAAGGAUUGGCAGUGGAGCGUGGAGGUGUGGAUCAAAUCAAAGCCAAACGUUUUGCAUCUAAAUUACAAGAGCUUCUUCUUGAAAAAUUUACAGACCACUGGUACCCAGACAAUCCUAGCAAAGGACAGGCGUACAGAUGCAUCAGAAUAAAUGACAGAAUUCCCUUUGACGAAUCAGUAUCACAAGCCUGCAUGGAGAGCGGCUUAAAGCCAAGUGAAUUGGGUUUUCCUCGUGAGCUCACAAUAUGGAUCGACCCGUCAGAGGUGUGUGCGCGGUCUGGGGAGAAUGGCCGAUAUUUUACAGUAGCUCAGUUUGCUAAAGUGGAGGAUGAGAAAAAUGACUUGAAUCAGGAAGAUACUUUUAGCCAAGUGGAUUCUGUGAAUCUGGAUACAUCGGACUACCACUCCGCGACCUCAUCUGACUGUGGCUCAGCAGUCUCAAGUGAUACAGAAGAGGAGGUGAAAGUGGGGCAGAGAACAGUGAAGAGCACAGUUCACACAACAAGAUCUAAAGCAAGGGAACCUAAAGGGCCACGCAAGUUUCCUCCAGCUCAGAUCCCUGGCCUGCAGUACUAUUAUAACCCUUCACCGAUGUGGCCCCAGUACAAGAAGAAGAAAGGCAUGUUCUUCACGACUGUAUGUGCACCGGCACCUUCUCCGUUCUUUGCUUACUACGUCGUACCCAAAGCCCCUCCGCGGUUCAUUGUGCCUCACGCUGCCCUCCAAACCUGGGGGACAGUGAAAGGGUAAAGAGGUCGAGAACAGUAUAUCUAUAACGUAAGAUGUAUCUGCCAGACUGCAGGGAACUUUAUAGCUUAUCAUAAACUUGAAAUAUAGUGUCAAUCAUGUCAACUAUUUAACUUUUCACUGAUUUCAAUCAUAUUCUAAUGAAUUUUAAAGCUGCAAUCCGUGACAUUUUUUCUUUUGGUUAAAAAUGAUCCGAAAUCAAUACUUGAACAAGUACAUAAUAAGCCAGGGUUCAAAACUACCGUCUUGCUGUAACCCGAUUCACAACGGUAAUAUUAUAAUUUUUUUUUUCUCAUUUGAGUGGUACUGGUGCUCACACUAGCUGGAAUAAUUAAAUUGAUCAUUUUGAUAGUGGAUUAUAAUCCAGAAAGGAUUAUGUGUUCAUAAAACACCUGUGAAUGAAAUUAAAUAAUAUUCCAGUUUUAAAUGUGCUUCUGAUUACAGAUAGCCUGGGUUAAGCCUACACAAGAUUUGAAUUUUAAAGACAACCAGUGAAAAGGGAGCAUAAUUAGCUUUUUGUGUUAUACGAAUUUCUUACAUGAAAUUCGUGUGGUAUGACAAAUCAGAACUUUUCAAGCAGCUUCAGUAGUGAGUGUUGAAAUGGAAAUUAUUUUUUGGGGUAAUUUGUUUUGGUAAUUUUUUAUUAAUAGAAUUCUUGAGUGAUAUUUAUUGCAAUAGAAAAUUCUGAGUGAAUGUAAUUAUUCAGUGAAAUACUAAAUGGAAUCACAUUCCCAAAUAUUACCAGCAGUACGGUUCAGGUGGGAUAUAUGAAGUUACCUCUAAAACACAAGCAUCUUAUAACUUUUCUAUAUAAAAAAAAAUAAAAUAAUAAUAAUAAUCUCAUAUACUGAAGGUGAAGAGUGCCGUGUGGGUGAGGUUCCUUUCUAAUGUGAAAUCACCUUUAAUAAUAAUCAUAUCUGCUCAAGAUACAGGAAGGACUGCAUUAACAAAAACAUUUAGUUAAUUAUGCUAGAUGCUGUGCACAAUGUUACCAUUUACUUUUGCUAAAUGGUAAGGAUAAUUGUACUGUUAUUUAUUCCAAUACCACUAGGUGGUAGUAUACAUUGCCUUAAGCCAUAUUUCAUUAUAAGCCAUAUUUCCACAUUUCAUUAUCUUGAUUUUUUGGUUGUACACAAUAGAUUUUCUUCUGAUAGUAAUUGUUUUGUGAAAACCACAUGUAAAAAUGUGUACAGUGUCUUCAUCUCACAAGUGCUGUCAUGUCUACCAGGACAUCUAUGAAAUGAUUUUAUCAUCUGCCUUUUUAGAUUUAGCUUUUAUGUAAUUUUGACUAAUUGUUGUAAUAGUAUAAGUCUUAAACACUGGACUUUUACCUUUGAUAUAUCAUUAUAAUGUUUUAUAUAAAUUAAUUGUGUGCAAUUUUGUAUGUCAAACUUGUAACCUUCAUUAUUUGUACAAAUUUUUGCCUGUUUUUUGUGCGUAUUUUUAAAAUGCAUAUCUAUGUGCUUUAAUGUUGAUUAUUGGAGCUUUAAAUAAUGUUGUGCUGUUAUGCAGUCACUGUAAAUAUUGCUUCUGCUUUAGCAAUGGAGUAAUGAGAUCUUUUUUAAAGCUAUGUCCAACUGAUGUUACAAAUAUAUAUUUUAUUACUAAAACAGUAA
Carassius gibelio (silver crucian carp) is the source of this 2602-nucleotide messenger RNA. RefSeq names its product maternal B9.15 protein-like. The transcript is spliced from 5 exons. Gene Ontology annotation, cellular component: nucleus; cytoplasm. Gene Ontology annotation, biological process: negative regulation of cell population proliferation; negative regulation of mitotic cell cycle. The coding region runs from base 204 to 989 and encodes 261 amino acids. The record is from RefSeq and is a predicted model, not a curated record. Lineage: Eukaryota; Metazoa; Chordata; Actinopteri; Cypriniformes; Cyprinidae.